UUGUUUCGUGUGUGUCCCAAACACGGGGAUUGGUGGGGCCUGCUUUGAGCUGAGCAGUGGCCAAAUAAUGCGUGGAAGACUUGGGUUUCUCAUUAACUCCAGAGUUGAUAUAGUCCCAUCUCUCCAAGCACCAGCCCGUUUUCCUGCCUCCAUCCCAGCUCUGCUGUCCUUCCUUCCCUGCCCAAGCCCUCACCUUGCUCUGCAGCCCAGGACAGUGGCUGUUCCCAGAAGGAGAGCGGAGGAGCUGCGGGGUGGAUGAGAAAAGGAAUAUGCAGACAGAGAAGCACCUCACGGGAACAUUGGUCCUCUCCGUCUUCACUGCAGUGUUGGGCUUCUUUCAGUAUGGCUACAGCCUGGGGGUCAUUAACGCCCCCCAGAAGGUGAUAGAAGCACACUACGGGCGCGUGCUGGGCAUUGUCUCCCCGGACACAUACACCACCAAUGCCUCUGGGGAGGAUGGCACGUUCCUCCAGGCUGGCACAGAGGGCACAUUCCCACCCCCAGCUGGCAUCAGCGAGGACCCCGCUACCUCCCCACACAUCCUCACCAUGUACUGGUCCCUGUCCGUGUCCGUGUUCGCCAUCGGUGGCAUGGUCUCCUCCUUCACCGUGGGCUGGAUCGGCGACCGCCUCGGGAGAGUGAAAGCCAUGCUGGUGGUGAACAUCCUCUCCAUUGCUGGGAACCUUCUCAUGGGGCUGGCGAAAUUUGGGCCAUCCCACAUCCUCAUCAUCUCUGGGAGAGCAGUCACGGGGCUGUACUGCGGGCUCUCCUCUGGACUCGUGCCCAUGUAUGUCAGCGAGGUCUCUCCCACCGCCCUUCGAGGAGCGCUGGGGACGCUGCACCAGCUCGCGAUCGUCACGGGUAUCCUCUUCAGCCAGAUCCUUGGACUAGACUUUCUUCUGGGCAAUGACGAGAUGUGGCCCCUGCUCCUUGGUCUGUCUGGCGUGGCUGCCCUGCUGCAGUUCUUCCUGCUCUUACUGUGCCCUGAGAGCCCCCGAUAUCUUUACAUCAAACUGGGGAAGGUGGAGGAAGCUAAAAAAAAUUUGAAAAGGCUUAGAGGAAACUGUGAUCCAAUGAAAGAGAUUGAAGAGAUGGAAAAGGAAAAGCAAGAAGCUGCUAGUGAAAAGAAAGUCUCCAUAAGACAGCUUUUCACCUCUUCCAAGUACAGGCAAGCUGUCAUCGUGGCACUGAUGGUGCAAAUAUCCCAGCAGUUCUCAGGAAUCAAUGCGAUCUUUUACUACUCCACAAACAUUUUCGAGAGAGCUGGAGUUGACCAACCAGUUUAUGCAACCAUCGGUGUUGGAGUGGUGAACACAGUCUUCACUGUUAUCUCUGUCUUUCUGGUGGAGAAGGCGGGCAGGCGGUCCCUGUUCCUGGCAGGUUUGAUGGGCAUGUUAAUCAGCGCCGUGGCCAUGACAGUUGGGCUUGUGCUCCUGAGCCAGUUUGCCUGGAUGAGCUAUGUCAGCAUGGUUGCAAUCUUCCUCUUCGUCAUCUUCUUCGAAGUGGGGCCUGGGCCCAUCCCCUGGUUUAUCGUAGCUGAACUGUUCAGCCAGGGCCCACGCCCUGCCGCCAUCGCUGUCGCCGGCUUCUGCAACUGGGCCUGCAACUUCAUAGUGGGAAUGUGUUUCCAGUACAUAGCAGAUCUGUGUGGACCAUAUGUGUUUGCAAUCUUUGCGGGUUUGCUCCUCAUCUUCUUCCUGUUUGCACACUUCAAAGUACCGGAGACGAAAGGAAAGUCCUUUGAGGAGAUUGCAGCUGUGUUCCGCCGCAAGAAGCUCUCGGCCAAAGCCAUGACUGAGCUGCAAGACCUGCGAAGCAGCGAGGAGGCAUAG
Lonchura striata (white-rumped munia) is the source of this 1832-nucleotide messenger RNA. It is a transcript of the gene SLC2A2, whose product is annotated as solute carrier family 2 member 2. Gene Ontology annotation, molecular function: D-glucose transmembrane transporter activity. The record is from RefSeq and is a predicted model, not a curated record. Gene Ontology annotation, cellular component: brush border; plasma membrane. NCBI's taxonomy places the organism in Eukaryota, Metazoa, Chordata, Aves, Passeriformes, Estrildidae. Gene Ontology annotation, biological process: dehydroascorbic acid transport.